AUGGCUGAAAGUUCGUUGAGGACGAUUCAUCGUAUGUCAAAAGAUGUUGCUGACAAAAUAACUACAGCGCAGGUUUUUUUCAAAGUUACAAUUCGCUCAAGUUUUUCUAUCAAGUUAAGGUUGUCAUCAGUCUUGCUGGUGCAUUGCGUCAAUUGAUUGACAAUUCUAUCGAUGCUGCAGCGAAGACAAUCGGUUUGGAUUCGCUCAGAUAAAUCUUUUUAGUUUCAAGUCUGUUCAAGAAGUGCGUGUGAAAAAUUAUGGGAUUGAAAGUCUGGAAGUCCAAGACAACGGACAUGGAAUCGAAGUUUCCAACUUUGAAUUACUCUGUAAGGUUGCAAUCAAAACAAAAGACGUUGUGAGAACUCUAGGCAAGCCACAUUCUACAUCGAAACUUUCGAAUUUCUCUGAUUUCGAUCAUUUGGCGACUCUAGGGUUCCGCGGCGAGGCAUUGAAUGCACUCUGUGCGUUGAGGUUUGCUUCUCAAUCUUCUUGAGGUCGAGAGUUUUUAUUUCCAGUACAAUAACGAUAUUCACGAGAGCUGCUGAUAGCGAAGUGGGGACCCGGUUGAAAUACGAUCACGCCGGAAACAUUGUGUCCAAGACAAGUUUGGCUCGCGAGGUUCAGCUCUGUUAUUGAUUUCAAAGGUUUUCCAUUUUUGAUUUUUGACAGAUUGGAACCACGGUAAUAGUUGAAAAUCUGUUCGAGACCCUACCAGUGCGGAGGAAAGAACUCGAAAGGACAGCCAAAAAAGACUUUCCCAAGCUAUUGGUUACGGUUCAAUCCUUUUCCCUUAUGAAACCAACGAUCAAGUUCCUCUGCAGCAACAUGAUUGCCGGGUAUUCAUUCCGAAAAAAAACUAUUUAAAAGAAAAUUCAGCAAAAGACAAAGUUUAAUUUGCACGCCUGGGGGAAACUCUUCCAUCAAAGAAGUAGGAUUUUCCAACAUUUUGAAAUUGUCAAAAAUUUGAGGUGGUACUGAAUCUCUUCGGAGGGAUGAGCAAUAAAAAAAACAGCAGCUCGUCGUUGAUUGAGGCAAGAAGCAUCCAUUCCAAGUGUGCAAUAAGAAGUUGCAGAUCAAACGCGAGUUGCCGGACGAGGAAAUUUGUGCGUUAUACUCUUUACUCGGGUACUCGGAGCAUCUUUACGACGAAAUAACGUAGGAUAGUGACUUCUUGGAAGUUCUAUCAAAUAGAUCUCAGUCUCGCGGGUUUCGUCAGCAGUUGUGAACACGGGAGCGGCAGGAGCAGCGCUGACCGACAGUUUGUUUAUAUCAACAAUCGUCCUAUCGAGUAUUAUCGAGUGAGAGUGAUAUUUUAUCAUAUAGCCUAUUCCGCAGCAGCUUUUUUUUUCAAAUUUAGGCGAAAGUUCAAAUCUCAAGUACGCAACCAAAGGCGAUCGAACAAAGUUAUUAACGUUGAAUACUCAGUAUAGUUGUGACGUCAUUUUAUCCGGAGCGCGCACUUCUUUUUUUGUAAAUUCAGAGACUUUGACGCCUCGCUCACCUUCCUUCACUACCGUAUAUAGUCUGUGUGCCACGACUUGAAAUUUCACCAAACGACAUUCCGCUGUUCCGCUGAGUCGCGAAGCGUCUUUGCGAGCCUUAGUCUCGCUUUUAAUUGGUUCUUAUUUCUGAUAGAUGGACUGUUCCACUAGGAACACGUUUUGGUCGAGUUCUUAAAUAAAAAGAAUAAUCAAAAGCGCGCAAAGGCACGCAGCGGAACAGCGGAACGUCGUUCGGUGAAAUUUCAAGUUGUGGUACACAGACUAUACCAGAAUAGAUCAAAAUUGAGCAUCUUCGCUUCAAAACCUUUGUUUUUUGCUGUCUUUUUUAGCAGUUUUGUAGAGAAAAAGAUUUUAUUUACGGUAGCUUUUUCUUUUCUUUUAUUUUAAAACUAAACUAUAUAUAACCACGUCUGAUUUAUUUGUUACACAAAAGUCCAUCAGGUCUGUCGAGUUGUGAAUGAAGUGUACCAACAGUAUAACAAGUCCCAAUACCCGAUUCUCGUUCUUUUCAUCGGCGUUCCGGCAAGUAAGAGAACGUUUCCCAUUCCUACCGGAAGAUAUGAAUUGAAGAAACGAUUGAUGUGAACGUCACUCCUGACAAGAAAACCGUCCUCUUCGACAAGGAAAAGCACCUUUUGGCGUUGCUGCGAGCCUCACUCAUAGCCACGUUCCGUCCCGUUCUUGGCCUGCAGACUUCUGUCCGAAGUAGCGUCGAGGACACACGCAACCUGUCCUUCGGUCAUUAUCCAAUCUGAAACGCGUUUACGUUCUCUAGUUCCAGCUCGCAGUUUAUCUUCGUCCAGUGUGGACAAUCUCGACGAGUCUCUGAACUCGUCGGCAAACUCGACGGUCAUAGAACCUUCCGAACCGCUUCAGAACAUUGAAGACUUGCUGCGGGAAGCCCGCGCCAGCUCCAAAAAAGGCAGAACAUCGAAUGUCGGACCUCCGUCCAAGCGAGUCCGUUUGGCUGACGUCAUGGCUGGAAGGUCUUCGACAACGUCCUCACCACUGUUUCCCUCGCAACGAAAAACAUUGGAGUCGUAUUCUUUCACCUUCACCCCGCAUGAACCUUCAAGCACUACAAGUUCACAAAACCAAGAGACAGAGAAUUCCGAAUCACCUCCGACGCAACCUUUUCCACCAACUGAGUGGGGUUAUCCCAGAUUUGGCUCUCAAAUCAAGAGUUUCCAGGAAAAUCCUUUCGCCAGUGCUUCUCAAGAACAUGUCUCGAGGAUUUCACAUCGAUUCGCGAGCCGACGAUGCGCUUUUGGACAAAAUUGAACAAGCCAUUGACGAGGCAGAAAGGGAGGAUGAUCCUUUGGAGGUUUUUUCACCGAGUUAUCCACUUUAUGGACUUUUUUUUUGCAGGAUGAUGAUACGAUCGCAUGCUCAUCGAACUCUCCCAAGGGGAAAAUGGAAAGAAAAAAAGUUCAGAACUUCGUCCGAACGCAGCAGAAUGUAUUGAGACUCCUGUCUUCACUUGGAUUCAAUCGAAUUUCAGAUCAAAUUUUCUAUGGCAAACUUCAAAGAUCGAAUUCGAGAAUUGGCUGAAAGAAAGAAGGAGACUCCUUCUUUUUCACAAGAUGUCGAGUUUCACUCUGUGAUCCGACCUGAAGACAGUGAAGAAGCUGAAAAAGAGCUUGAUCGCGCUCUGAAGUAUGUUUUCAGCGAUGUUUUGUAGAUCUCUUUUUUUUUUCAGAAAAGCCGACUUUGGGCAGAUGAAAAUCAUCGGGCAGUUCAACAAAGUGAGUUUUGGGAUGGUCUUGCAAGAACUCGUGAUUCAGGGGUUCAUAAUCAGCCGUUUCGGCCGAAAUCUGUUCAUCAUUGACCAACAUGCCAGCGACGAGAAGUACAACUUCGAAAAACUUCAGAAAAACGCCAAAAUAUCUAUGCAACCUCUCUUGACGUUAGUUUGCUUCUCUGUGAGUAGAUUUCUGAGAAAAGGUGCUUUUAAGGCCAGCCUCUCUGAAUUUCGGCGCAGUUCAGGAGAUGAUUAUCCGGGACAACAUUGAGAUUUUCCGCGCCAACGGCUUCGAUUUCAAAUUCGUUGAUAGAGGUUUUGGUCACUUUUUUCAUGAAAAUUUUCGAUUAAGGGGAGGAUGGCUGCAUGAAAGCCUACAUGACGUCUCGGCCACAAAUCCUCAGUCAGAAUUUGACGAACCAAGGUGAAUGCUAAUGAGGAAAAUUACUCGGGCAAGUCGGAAUGGUGUAUAAUGGCCGCUGAAAGGGAGAGGCUUCAAAAAGGCAGCGAAAAUGCCGCAGAAAGGCUAAAAUAAAAGGCAGCAAAGAGAGUUUCUUUAUCGAGCCUUCCAUUUUUUCUGGAAUUUUAAAGGCUCAGGAAAUGAGGGAAAAAGGGAGAGGCUGCAAAAAUGGUUCAUAAUAGCCGAUAUAUCGGCGCAAAAAGGCAGCAAAAAAGCAAACUUUUUCACCCUAAAAAGAACAUUUUCAUGGAGCCUUUUUCCACCACCCUUUCCGACUUUGCCUAUGUUAGUAAAUCGAUUGCGAAGAGAAUAUCGAACAAAUCAAAUUUGCAUAGAUUUGGAUGAGAUCGUGUCCAUGGUGGCCGAGUACCCCGGUCAAAUGUACCGACCAACGAAAAUCCGCAAAAUAUUUGCAUCGAGAGCCUGCAGAAGUUCAAUCAUGAUCGGUACAUCUCUCAAUGAGCACCAAAUGCGCAAGGUUUGAAAUAGACCUACCAAUUUUCAGAGGGGUUUCAAAAGGCCUCCUAUAGAGGGUCUUCCAAGUUUGUCCCUUCAGGAGGUCCUAAUACAAUCUCUAUAGGACCCACCAAAUCUCAAACUCCCUUUAGAACCCGCUUCAACUUUUCUUAGUUGUCGAGGAAGUUGGAACUUUUUUUUCUUUUCAAGUUUCACUCACUCAUUUUCCUGUUUCAAGAGUUUUAUGCUGUUUUUGAUAUUUUAAUUCAACGAAAUUGUAAACUAGGUUCAAAUUCUGACGAGAAAACAGAAUUUGAUGUCGUUUUUUGAACAGUGGCACUAAUAAGCAACAAUUUGAAAGUACUACUUUUUAAAAUUCAACUGCUUUAGGUGGUUCGAAACUUGGGACAUUUGGAUCAACCCUGGGUGUGUUUUUCUCUCACUCUUUCUCAAAAGUUUUUCAACUCAGAACUGUCCACACGGUCGGCCGACGAUCCGCCAUCUUUUCGAUCUUUCACAAACAAACCUCUUGAUGUAA
Molecule: messenger RNA, 4697 nt
Organism: Caenorhabditis auriculariae
Lineage: Eukaryota; Metazoa; Nematoda; Chromadorea; Rhabditida; Rhabditidae
Source: the annotation of a GenBank genome assembly